Molecule: messenger RNA, 416 nt
Organism: Rotaria sp. Silwood2
Lineage: Eukaryota; Metazoa; Rotifera; Eurotatoria; Philodinida; Philodinidae
Source: the annotation of a GenBank genome assembly
AAGGUGGUAUGUUUGAUAAAGUCCGAUGCUUGACGAUAAAUGAUACGCAUCCUUUUCAACACCAAUGAUUUAAAGUUAUUUCUCAAGAUUUACCUUUUCUCAAAGAGUUGAUUAUAUAUAAUGGUGUACUACCACAAAACAAGCAACAUUCAUCGUCAUUAAUUACAUUUCCUCAUCUUAUUCUUCUCAAUUUGGUUGAAGCACAUGUUGAUUAUGCUGAACAAUUUCUCGUCGAUAAAAACACUCAUUUACCUUGUUUAUUGGAUCUCUACAUCAAAUAUAAAUCACUUGUAAUGGUAACCAACAAUUUUAUCAAUGAUGCAACACGUCGAACUUGUGCUCAAUUAAAAAGACUUCAUAUGGAUAAUUUGUUUGUUCCACCAAAAAAUUUUCAUAAGUAUUAUCCUUUAUUAUAA